AUGAACAAUUUGUGGGAUCAAAUUCGACGGUCUCAGGAUGAAGAUGAUGAAGAGAUGAUGGCCAUCAACGCCAUUGUCAUGGCUGCAGUCGCAGAAGAAUCUGGAAACCAACACCGAGGGCGCGGUUCUCAUCCGGGUCGUGCACCAAAUGAGGAACGACUUAGAGAAGAAAGGGGCAAAGGUAUGUUGGCCGACUACUUUGUCGACCGGCCAGUGUUCAAAGAUUCGGUGUUCCGAACACGUUACAAGAUGAGUCUCAAUCUCUUCAAGCGUAUAUCUACUGACCUUUGCCAGUAUGAUCGUUACUUUGUUCAAAUGUCAAAUGCUACCGGCAAAGUCGGACUGCUUCCGGAGCAGAAGAUGACAGCUGCCUUGCGAAUGCUUGCUUACGGUGCAGGGGCAGAUCAAUGUGCUGAGUAUUGUCGGAUGGCAAAAUCCACCUCCGUCGCAGCCCUUCAGCACUUUACACGAGGAAUUGUUGAUCUUUACUCAGCAGAAUACCUCCGCGCUCCUACUGCUGCUGACCUCAGACGACUUCUUGCCAAAGCUGAGAAGAGAGGUUUUCCAGGAAUGAUUGGGAGCAUCGACUGUAUGCAUUGGCAAUGGAAGAAUUGUCCGACAGGUUGGGCUGGAGAAUAUAGUGGUAGGAAACAGAUCCCCAUUAUCAUCCUGGAAGCAGUCGCAUCUUAUGACACCUGGAUUUGGCACGCAUUCUUUGGAAUGCCCGGGGCAUGCAACGACCUGAACGUCUUGGCAAAGUCUUCGUUGUUUGAUGAGCCUACCGCCAGUAGAGCACCUCUGAUCCAAUCCAAGUUAACAACAGAGCUCACAGUUUAG
Molecule: messenger RNA, 837 nt
Organism: Rosa rugosa (rugosa rose)
Lineage: Eukaryota; Viridiplantae; Streptophyta; Magnoliopsida; Rosales; Rosaceae
Exons: 1
Coding region: 1-837 (278 amino acids)
Source: RefSeq, a predicted model, not a curated record